GAUGCAUGUUCAUUCUUCACUGUAACACCCUUUCCUUUCAUUUAUUGCCUGGGGAGUGUGAGCAAACGAGGCAGAAAUGAAAGUCACCAACAACACAACACAAAAGCAACCAAUUUUCUUUUUCUCUCUCUUUCCCUCAUUUUCUAUAUCAGUUUCCUCACCUUCUCAAUUUUUGAACGAGACACAGUGAGGAAACUGAACCCUUUUGUUUAUUCAGCUAAAAAAUCACACCAUUUUUUUUUUCUUUUUAUUUCGGGGAUAGUGAUUUUUAUCAGAGAAUCUAAGGGUUUUGUAGGCAGAACUUCAGGUUUAGCAAUGAAGAAGGUUCCCAAGAAUAGCUGCAAGUCUGCAUCACACAGGCUCUUUAAGGACAAGGCGAAGAACCGCGUGGAUGACUUGCAGCUGAUGUUCCUGGAUCUGCAGUUUGCUAGGAAGGAGAGCCGCACGGUCGAUGCUGCGGUGCUUGAGGAGCAAGUCCAUCAAAUGCUUCGCGAGUGGAAGGCCGAGCUCAACGAGCCCUCACCUGCUUCUUCGCUGCAGCAAGGUGGCAGUCUUGGGUCAUUCUCCACCGAUAUCUGUCGGCUAUUGCAGCUUUGUGAGGAGGAAGACGAUGCCUCUAGUCAGUUAGCUGCUCCUAAGCCUGAACCUAAUGAUCAGACUCUGCAGGUUGGGGGUAAGGUCAUGUUCCAAGAGGGACAACAGCAACAUGAUUUCCCAUUUGUUGAUGAGUGCAAACACUUCACCUCAAGUGUUCAAAAUGUGGCAGCUAACAACCCAGAUGGACAUGAUUUAGAAUAUCAUCAGUUUGAUUUACAUCAGGACUAUGAUCAUGGCUUUUAUACUGGUUUUAAUGGUACAGGUUAUUGUGAGGAGGAUGCUAUUCCUCAUAUAUCUAGCUACCUACCAAGUAUCUGCCCUCCUCCUUCUGCUUUCUUAGGCCCAAAAUGUGCACUUUGGGACUGUCCAAGGCCUGCACAAGGGUUGGACUGGUGUCAAGAUUAUUGCAGUAGCUUUCAUGCUGCCCUAGCUCUGAAUGAAGGGCCACCAGGCAUGGCCCCAGUUCUACGACCUGGGGGCAUUGGGUUGAAGGAUAAUUUACUUUUUGCUGCUCUUAGUGCAAAGGCACAAGGAAAGGAUGUUGGCAUCCCAGAAUGUGAGGGAGCUGCAACUGCAAAGUCUCCAUGGAAUGCACCUGAGCUCUUUGAUCUGUCUGUUCUUGAAGGUGAGACUAUUAGGGAGUGGCUCUUCUUUGAUAAGCCUCGAAGAGCAUUUGAGAGUGGAAACAGAAAGCAAAGGUCAUUGCCAGAUUAUAGUGGACGUGGUUGGCAUGAAUCCAGAAAGCAAGUGAUGAAUGAAUUUGGAGGGCUGAAGAGGUCCUAUUAUAUGGAUCCACAGCCACUGAACCAUUUUGAGUGGCACCUUUAUGAGUAUGAGAUUAGCAAGUGUGAUGCAUGUGCCUUGUACCGAUUGGAACUGAAGCUUGUUGAUGGUAAGAAAAACUCCAAGACAAAGGCAGCAAAUGAUUCAGUUGCGGAUCUGCAGAAGCAGAUGGGAAGGCUCUCUGCUGAGUUUCCACAUGACAACAAAAGGGCUGCCAAAGGCAGAGCCAAAAUCAACACCAAAGUUGGCAUAGGUGGUGGUGUCUAUUCAGCUUCACACAGAGUGACUCCACUGAAUGGAACAUAUGAGUAUGGGUUAGCUGCACCAUAUGACUAUCUUGUUGACAACAUGGGUGACUAUUAUGGAACAUGAUCUAUAUGGAAUGAUCUGCAAGAUGCUGCAUUCAACUUGGCUAUACACUAUUUUGUGCUGGUUUUUUAUUUUGCCCGCCUAAAUGCUUGUUUUUUUUGUCCUCCUUUUUUAAAGUUACAAGAAAUCAAGGUCAUUUUUUGCGUUGUCAAGAUAUUUUGUGAAUAGCUCAUUCUCACUGGAGUGCAGCAUUAGAAGCCGCUGGAUGCUGAAUUCUAACUGCAAAAUUUGGUGUAUAGUAUAUAUGAUGAGCAAUUUGGUGAAUGCUAGAAUCUCAUUAGCAUCACUCUAAUUGACCUAUCGUUUAGGCUAAAAAAUUGCUGUGAUUCAGCUGACUAUAUUUUCCAAAUCAUGCUAAUGUAAGUUGAUUACAAUAUUUUAUGGUAUUAGCUACUGGACAAACCUUCGAUGGUACAUUAUAUUGGCUCAGUAAUAAAAUUGUUUUAGUCUCCUUUUGAGUCAUUUGUCUAUAA
Molecule: messenger RNA, 2222 nt
Organism: Glycine soja
Lineage: Eukaryota; Viridiplantae; Streptophyta; Magnoliopsida; Fabales; Fabaceae
Product: transcription factor VOZ1-like
Exons: 5
Coding region: 316-1752 (478 amino acids)
Biological process (GO): positive regulation of long-day photoperiodism, flowering; regulation of DNA-templated transcription
Source: RefSeq, a predicted model, not a curated record